This is a messenger RNA of Filobasidium floriforme, 1862 nucleotides long. RefSeq lists its product as uncharacterized. Lineage: Eukaryota; Fungi; Basidiomycota; Tremellomycetes; Filobasidiales; Filobasidiaceae. The record is from RefSeq and is a predicted model, not a curated record. The transcript is spliced from 8 exons. The coding region runs from base 38 to 1561 and encodes 507 amino acids.
UCUCUGGCUGGACCCCCAUCCGUCUCUCUCGACUUGAAUGGACUUUCGACGAGAGUCCGCUCGACAUGCACCGAGCCGUCGUCAGCUCCGACCGGUAGACCUGACCACGAGGACCUUGACCAAACUCGCCCUCGGUUUCCUGGGCCUCGUAUACGUGCUACUCCAAUGUCAAAAGUCGUCUGUCAUCCGACGAUUCCUGGACCACUCCUCGGAAAGGCUGCACGGAUUCGGUCCGACCGACGACCCUACUUACCACCCUCGCAUCUCGAUCGUGGUCGUGUGGACAGGCGAAGAGCGACCCAACUACCUCACAUGGUUCCUCGAUAGCAUCGCUCGUCAACCCGACCAGGUCGAGCUGGUACUGAUCCAGCGGGGGAACCACCACCUGUCAAAUCUCGUCGGAUCGUUCAUUCCAGGAUCACGGAACAUCAAGCUGGUGCAAAUGUCGGACGAACGAUUCUGGCAGCUCCAUAGCGACUACCUAUGCGGCCUCUGGAACGGCUGUUCCGAGGGAGAUCGUCGGCGGAUAGCUCAUCACUUGCGAGCUAUGGGACGGCUCGACCCGCAAAGCUACUCCCUGUCCAUUCUGCGGGGUGAGGUCUUUGCUCCCUACAUCCACCCUUCUGCCGAGUGGUGGGGCUGGUCAGACGUCGACACGGUCAUCGGGAGCCUUGAACGCAAAUUCCCCUGGGACAUCGCCGAUCGCUACGAUGUCAUCCUUCCGACCCAUCGGAACACGGACAAGGAACGUUUGGUGUUCAUGCGCGGCCAUUUGGCCUUUUUCCGCAAUACCCCUUUGGCGUCCGCCAAGAUCACCGGUCAUCCCGACUUUCGAUCGAAAGAGGCCUGGUUGAAUAGUCACGAUUUCCACGACAAGCAAGGCUGCCGGAAGCACAAGACCCUAGGCUGUUCUCCCAAAGAAGCCAGCUACUCGAGCUACAUCAUCAACAACCCCUCGAUCAACUUUUUGACCCUGGACGGGCUCGCUCAGAAACACUACCUCUUGUUCUCGAGCCAUGGCACGUAUACGAUAUCGGGCGGCCUGGAAGAUCCGAAAAAGGCAAGGGACAUUGCCGAUCGGAUCCGUGCCGACAAACGGCCAUCAUCUGCAUUAUCCGGGAGACCAGCGACAUUCUCCACCGACGCCCUCGUCCGCCCCGUCGAGCUCGUCCAGGGCAACUUUUCGUCCACGCUCUGGUUUCACGAUCGUCAUUCGACGCACUACGUCCCCCGUUUCGGCGAUGGCGAUCCCAGUUUCAGGAACGAUCGAUACAUCACCUACCUGCACCGGCUGGAUGGAUACGUCGAAGAAAGGCUCGAGCCCGUCUCUCGAACAGAAGAUCAGCCGGACCUGAUCGAGGAAUGGUUGUACUUGCAUUACCAGGAGGAAAAGAAGAAAGAUUGGUUCAAGCAGAUCCCGCAUCGGUCGAAUAGUUCGUCAUCUGACUGGAUCGUGUUGACCGAGGGGCAUGAUGCGGUGGUUUCAGAUCCCUACCAGAUAAGGACGGGAUAUAAGGUGCCCUAUACGAAGGUGCUCCGGCAACGGUCUCGUCCGCUGUAACCGAGUCGACGAAACAGCAAAUAUCUGUAUCGAGUUCACAACGCCGUCUUGUACACUCUGUCGAUGCCACUCGCCUCGAUUAAGAGCAACAAAGAGCAAGGCACGCUUGUCCACCGUCGCAAAGUCGACUCGGACCGCCCGUUGCGCCUCGUCUAGACGUGGCAUCGCUGUGAACAAGGAUAUACCCAAGUCGCAUGUGUGUUAUGUAGUUUUAAUGUACCCACGAGCCGACGCAUUCGAGGGCAGCAGAAGCUCUCGGGAUCAACGCUAAGCGGCAUCCGGAUUGCGAUGACAUCUGACC